AUGACACCACUGACAAACCCUCAGACUCCUCAGGAGGUGUCAUAUAAUGACAAGCAUGCGCGCACUCGCUCCAUCAUUGAACGCACCAUCGGCAUACUGAAGGGACGCUGGAUGUGUUUGGACACAGCAGGUGGGAAAUUGCUGUAUAAACCAGAGAAGUGUGGACGCAAUCUUCUCCAGGGACUCGGCAAUUUUCUCCUGAUUCUGAAGAACCGCGUCCGAGAGCAAGCGUGGACGUGGAGAGGCACGAGUGCGGGUGGAUCUGCUACAGGAGGGCUCUGUCGGUUCUGGAUCGGGGUCUCUCUGCGGGACUUCAUCUGUGAUUAA
Molecule: messenger RNA, 327 nt
Organism: Knipowitschia caucasica
Lineage: Eukaryota; Metazoa; Chordata; Actinopteri; Gobiiformes; Gobiidae
Source: the annotation of a GenBank genome assembly